Molecule: messenger RNA, 4545 nt
Organism: Zingiber officinale
Lineage: Eukaryota; Viridiplantae; Streptophyta; Magnoliopsida; Zingiberales; Zingiberaceae
Product: probable LRR receptor-like serine/threonine-protein kinase At1g56140
Exons: 25
Coding region: 1414-4104 (896 amino acids)
Biological process (GO): protein phosphorylation
Molecular function (GO): protein binding; protein kinase activity; ATP binding
Source: RefSeq, a predicted model, not a curated record
CUCCAUAGCUGGAGUUCUCCUUCCUUCUCUUGCUGUCGCUGGAGAAAGCUGCAGCCCAAGACGCUCCGGUUCCUCAUCCUCAAUCUAAACCUAGAACCGAUCCAAUUGAGGGUACGCGCAUCAGUCGAUGCUAAGAGACAAUGUGACUGCGAAUAUGUGAUGUCCCUCCCAAAUCUGAAAGGAAGCAAGUCGAUCAUCUCUAAGCUCUCGCUUCUUGGAUGAGGAACGGAGGCAUGGUGUUCUCCUUCGCCUUGUGCUUCCUUCUCUUUCUGUCGCCGGAGAAAGCUGCAGCCCAAGACGCUCCGGCUCCUCGUCCUCAAUCUAAAGCUAGGACCGAUCCAGUUGAGGUUGCGAUCGAGUGCCUUUGGAUCAGAUCGGAUGGAGUCGUGCUUGGUUAAUUUCUCUAGGAACAAUCUUCUUUGCGAAUCUUGUUUGAUUGCUUCAAUCAAUGGGAGGGUUGGACUGAAAGAUCGUUCAAAUGAGUCGAACGCAUCAUUUGGCUCUCACUGGCUUCUUCGUUGGCCCAGAGAAGAUGGCCCCGCCUUUCGAUUUCUUCCUCCAUUUCUUCAAAACCGUUCCUUCCUUCAAAAGCGACAUCAGUUAAUCGGACUUGCAUAGAUGAGUAUUGUGGUUAAUCGGACUUGCAUAGAUGAGUAUUACAGUUCUGUUAGUUUUACUUUACGAUUUGAAAAGGAGUUAUUUUUAAUUUCUUGAUGGAUUCAGGAAUUAUUGAUUGACUUUGAAUUCUUUGCUGAAUCUCUUGUUUUGCUCCAGUAUCCAUCCACGUUGACAAGUUGAAUACGCACAUCAAAUUUGUGAUGUUAUGCGAAACAAAUAGGUGGAGUUGACCAUAGCUAACUGAAGUUCUUGGAUUUGCAUGUAGCCUUGGCGUUGAACGCGAUCUUUGGGAGAUGGGAUUUGAAGGCACAGUCAACUUGGAAUAUUAGUGGAGGAUAUAUGACUUGGAUGUGACUGGAACUAUCCCCCAAGAUCUGCAUGAUCUUCCUUAUCUCUGGAAUUUGCGGCCACCUAGGCGAGGAGGCGGCCAUCAACCGCACCGUCUUUGUAUGAGACAAUGCUUUAGGUGAUAACUCAUCUCUUUUCGCCUCCGCCACCACUGUUUCACCACCACGACGCAUCACCUGGGUCUGGCGACGAGUCUGUAAGCAUCGUUUGAGCCUUGUGACGAGUCUGGAUGCGUGGUUUGAGCCCGGCGACGACCUAGAAAUGUUGCUCAAGCCUGACGAUGGGUCUGGAGGCGUCGCCCAAGCCUAGCGACAAGUCUAUAGGCAUUGCUCAAGCCCGACGACAAGUCCGAACGUGACGGUCGCCGGGCCGAAACGGGUACACAGAGAUUUACGGAAAAACUACCUUACUGGUCCUCUGCCUGCAUUUUUCGGGAACUUCACAAGGAUGCAAUACUUGAGCGUAGGGAAUAAUGCCUUGUCAGGACCAAUACCAAAGGAACUUGGAAACCUUCAGGAACUUAUCUCUCUGGGUUUAUCAAACAAUAACUUCAGUGGUACCAUCCCCCCAGAGUUUGGAGAAUUGGCCAGCAUACAAGGAUUAUAUGUGGAUAGUUCUGGACUCAGUGGAGAGCUACCGCAAACCCUGUCCAAUCUUAAAACCUUGUUAAUAUUUUGGGCUUCAAACUGUAAUUUCACGGGUAAAGUUCCUGAUUUCAUUGGGGAAUGGAAAAAUUUAACUGUCUUGCGGCUUCAAGGUAAUUCCUUUGAAGGUCCAAUUCCGGCAAACUUUUCUAGCCUCACCAAACUAACUGAACUAAGAAUAGGGGAUAUAGAAAAUGGGAGCUCUUCUUUAGAAGUUAUACGUGAUAUGACAUCUCUCAGCACUUUAGUAUUAAGAAACUGCAGGAUUUCUGAUACUAUUUUGUCAAACUUUUCACACUAUACAAGAUUACAGCAACUGGAUUUGAGUUUCAACAAUAUAUCAGGGGAAGCUCCUCAGUCCCUCUUCAGUUUGAAUUCACUUGCCUACCUAUUUCUUGGCAAUAACAGCCUAUCUGGAAACUUACCAGCGCAAAAGAGCAAUUCACUGAUGAAUAUAGAUCUAUCCUACAAUCAAUUAUCAGGAACCUUUCCCUCUUGGGUUAGCCAACAAAAUCUGCAGCUAAACUUGGUGGCAAACAACUUUGUAAUUGAUGAUUCCAACAGCAGCAUAUUGCCUUCAGGGUUAAGAUGUCUUCAGCGAGAUAUGCCAUGCUAUCGUGGUUCUCCAAACUAUUAUUCCUUUGCAAUUAAAUGUGGAGGCAGUUAUCCAGUUACAGCAUCUGAUAACACAGUGUACGAGAAGGAUAAUGCAAGUCUCUCGAGCGCAUCAUACUUUGUCACGGAUCCAGUCAGAUGGGGUGUCAGUAAUGUUGGAAGAUUUACAGAUGCUUCUGAUACUAAUUAUAUAAUUAAACUUGCAACUAACUUCCAGGGUACUUUAGACCCACAACUGUUUGAUAGUGCAAGACUAUCUCCAUCUUCACUUAGAUAUUAUGGUUUUGGUCUUGAGAAUGGAAAUUACACCAUAAAGCUCCAAUUUACUGAGUUUGUUAUCUAUGAUCGGCCUACGUGGAGAAGUGCUGGUAAUAGGGCCUUUGAUAUUUAUAUUCAGGGUAUUCGCAAAGAGAAAGACUUUGAUAUAAGAAAGGAAGCGGAUGGGAGAUCCUACCAAGCCGUUGUCAGGCAAUAUAUUGCUCCGGUGACCAACAAUUUUCUUGAAAUCCAUUUCUUUUGGGCUGGAAAGGGUACUUGCUGUACACCAUAUGAUGGAUAUUAUGGCUCAUCUAUCUCAGCCAUCAGUGUAUUACCUAAUGAUUUUGUUCCUACUGUAUCAAACCAACCACUUGGCAUAGAUUCAAAAAAAGACCACAAGGGUUUGAUUGCUGGUGUUUCCACUGGUGUCGUCGUUUUAGGACUAUUAGCUGUAUGUGCAACUUUUAUGUUGAUACAAAAAAGGAGAAGGUUAAACAGACAAUCUUCAGUAUUGAUUGGACUCGAUGUGAAACCUUACACCUUUAGCUAUGCUGAACUGAGGGCUGCGACUGGAGAUUUCAAUCCUGCCAAUAUACUGGGAGAAGGAGGAUUUGGUCAAGUGUUUAAGGGCAUACUGAAUGAUGGAAGAACAGUGGCUAUUAAGCAACUCUCAGCAACAUCUAACCAAGGAAAGGACCAGUUCUUGACAGAAAUUGCAACAAUAUCUUCUGUGCAACAUCGAAACCUUGUCAGGUUGCUUGGCUGUUGUGUUGAUGAAGACAGGCGAAUUCUAGUGUAUGAGUACCUAGAAAAUGGGAGCCUUGAUAAUGCAAUUUUUGGUAAGAAGAAUUUACUUCUCGAUUGGCAAACACGUUUCGACAUUUUAUUAGGUGUAGCAAAAGGCCUCACAUAUCUACAUGAGGAGUCAAGAUUGAGAAUUGUGCAUAGAGAUGUCAAGGCUAGUAAUAUUCUACUUGAUGCCGAUCUUAAUCCCAAAAUUUCAGAUUUUGGUCUGGCUAAGCUCUAUGAUGACAAGUUGAGUCACAUGAAUACAAAGGUUGCUGGUACAAUUGGCUAUCUGGCACCCGAGUAUGCUCUGAGAGGACAUCUAUCAGAGAAAGCUGAUGUGUUUGCAUUUGGAGUACUGGCGUUAGAGGUUCUCAGUGGAAGGCCUAACUCUAUUGAAAGUUCUGCUCAUGAGACAAUUUAUCUUCUUGACUGGGUCUGGAACCUGCUUGAGAACAAUCACAGACUGGAGAUGUUGGAUGAAAGGCUGGCAUCAUUCGAUGAGGGAGAGGUUCAUCGGGUCAUUGGCGUAGCUUUGCUUUGCACGGAAUUAUCACCGGCUUGUCGGCCAACAAUGUCAAUGGUCGUGAGCAUGUUGAUAGAUCAUAUCGAAGUUCCAGAUGUUCUGGAAAGGCCAAGCUAUUUGCUUCUUUGGCAACAUAGGGAUGUUACUAGCAGCGUUGGACCUAAUGACAACACUGAUGCUUCAAAUGAAAGUCUAGCGAAUAACCGAUUGAGCCUCCCACAUAGCUGGAGCAGAGAAAGCGUGGAAACCAGACCAUUAUCUAUGCAAUCAAUUGGAAGGAAUGCCAUUGAUGGGGAAGGUGAAAUUUGAUUACCAGCGUUGCAAAUCAGCACUAGGAUUUGGCUAUUACCAUCAGCGUUCGGUUAAGUCUUUGAUUUUAUUUAGAUGAAAGUUAAAAAAACAAAACCCCAACCUUAUUGGUUCUAUUUUAAUCGAACAAUAAGUUAAUUCAGCUUGAUAAAAUAGCUAAAGACAUGACCACCAGACUUAAAAGUUAUUUAGAAUUCAACAACUCUAGUUUGGGUCGAUCAAAGUUCCGAGUGAAUCCAAAAUUUGUCCCUUGUGGUUGAAUGCCCAAUUAGGCCAAGUCAGCCCAAUGGAAUAACACACUCUUAACUAUUUCCAGGGCGUGGUGUAGUGGUAAAGUAAAGUAUUCAGAAGAACAACUCAGAGUAUUAAAGUUUGAAUUGUAUUAGAGAUAAAUAUUUUAAGGUUGUCUGUUAAUUAUGUAUAAGUUGUGAAUUGUAUUUA